UGUUUUAACAAAAAACACUAUAUUUAUGCCCAGAAAGUACUCAUGAAAGAUAUGACCGUCUAAAAUCACUUGCCAUACUGCACGUCACGGUGGUCUUUUAAAACAGCUAAGCACCGACAGCAACCGUGGGACAAUUUAAGAACCAUUUUAAAAGAUCAAUGUUAGAAAAUUAACUUUGAACAGUUAGGGGGAGGCGGUCAGCCCUGUAAUCUUAACAUAAGAAUUAUAAAAAUUGACUGCAUUAUAAAAAGUUAUGUAAAUAUUCUUGUGACCAGGCGAAAUAACACUAGGCCUAUCAACAUUUGUCAAACACAGUUUUGUGGGGGAGGGAGGGGAUCACAGAUUAACUGUUCAAGUUAGUAAGCUUAAUCCAACAUUGAACUUUGAGAUGCUGCUGUACCUUAUUCAAAUUAUUACCCGAAUAUUGGGCAUAAAAAAACAUUUCAUUAGCAGUUUAUUAAAACUGCUAUUUGGAAGUAAGGAACGGAUUUUAAAACGAUCAUCAUCGGGCGAUGAUGAUGAUGAAAGUGAUGCAUGUUAGACUUCUUUUUAAGAAGCUAUUAAAGGUGCGACAACUCAAUGCAGAGGGGCUGUUCAACGAUCAUCGAUCAGUGUCAAACACUAAAAAUAUAAGUUUGGAUAUUUCAUAAAGACUGGCAUAUAUUUUUAUCAUUUACUAAGAAACCCUCCAGAUCAUGAACAUUCAUUCAGGUGAUAUUCCUCUUGAAACGUGGCACUGCCGGGAUUUAAAAAUGACUCCCCCGGGCCGUCAGAAGCUUUGAACUCGGAAUUUAUUCAUACAUUUCAAAAACUUUUAGGUAUAAUUUUCUCUAUACAGUCCAGGCCUUGUUGCCCCUUGAAAGUCAAACGAAUGUGAAUGGUAUCGUAAAGUCGGUAUUUUGUUUAAAAAUCUCGAACGACCACUCGUUCGGUUUUCUACUGAAAGCCACGUUCAUUUCCGGUUUACAAAAUGAAGAAUAUUUUUUGUUUUUCGUUUGUAUUAUGCCUCAUAUUAGGCGGUAUAGCGGCCCAUUCACAUGAUCAUGGGCACGCACACGAUCAUGGGCAUGCACAUGACCAUGGACACUCACACGACGAGCCUGCGCACCAGAAAUACUCCAGAUCUGCAAAUGAAAAGCCACCUCCAGAUGCUCAUGCCGGUCAUGGGCACGCACACGAUCAUGGUCAUACUCACGAACCUCAUGGGCACUCACAUGAUCAUGGUCAUCAGCAUGGACAUGCACAUGAGCACCAUGGACAUUCUCAUGAACAGCAACCGCCACAAAAACAAGCUGGUAAUACGAAGCCAAAGAUAACAAAGCCUGUAGAUUCUACUUUAAUGUUAUGGGCAAAAGCGCUAACAUCAACGGCAUUGAUCAGUGCAGCUCCGAUAUUGAUUCUUCUGUUCAUUCCACUUGAAAACACUCCUGAAUAUGAACCACUUCUCAAAAUUCUCCUGAGCUUUGCAUCAGGUGGUCUCCUUGGUGAUGCAUUCCUACAUCUGAUUCCACACGCUAUGACUCCUCAUGGGCCUGCUGAUGGAGAUCACAGUCACUCACACGGCCAUUCUCAUGGCGAAGGAGAGGGCCAUGUUCAUGAUAUGAGUGUUGGCCUUUGGGUCUUGGCGGGUAUCAUUGUGUUCCUUAUAAUUGAGAAGUUUGUUCGCUACGUCAAGGGUCAUUCACACAGCCAUGGCCACAGUCAUGGAGCUCCUGCCAAAAAGGAGGAAAAAGAAAGUAAAAAAGAUGAAAAAGAAACAAAGGAGGAUGAUGCUAAAACCAAAGAUAAAAAAGAAGAAUCUGAUAAUAAAAAAGAAGAAUCAAAAGAAAAGAAAGAAGAAUCUAAAGAAAAAAAGACUGAUGAUAAAAUAGUAGAAAAGGAUCAUACAUUUCCUCAAGAAGACAUCAAAGUAUCAGCAUAUCUGAAUUUAGCUGCAGACUUCUCGCAUAACUUUACAGAUGGUCUCGCAAUUGGAGCCUCAUAUAUGGCUGGCACAAAUAUAGGUAUAAUCACCACUAUCACAAUUCUGCUCCAUGAGGUCCCACAUGAGAUAGGGGAUUAUGCUAUAUUGGUGACAUCAGGCUGUUCUCGAAAGAAGGCUAUGAUGCUUCAGUUGACUACAGCUGUAGGUGCCAUGAUGGGAACACUAGUCAGCCUAAUGUUACAAGAUAUGACAGCAGCUGCUACCACGUGGAUCCUUCCCUUUACAGCAGGUGGCUUCAUCUACAUUGCCACAGUGGCUGUUAUACCUGAGCUACUAAGUGAGUCUACCUUAGGCCAAUCCAUCAAAGAGAUUGCUGCAAUGCUCGUAGGAGUCUACAUGAUGGUUCUCAUAGCUGAAUUUGAGUAGUCCAUUCCAGUAUUAUACGCUCAAACGUUUAUAGGUUUAUUUAUCCUUUGAAGUUCAAGGGAAAAAUGAGUUAUUCAGGAUUGGAAUUUGCUGGAGUUGUAUUGGUUACAGGAUCAAGUUAGAUAUGAAUAUCUGUGUGACUUUGUAUAAAUAUGCUAGUACAUGGUUUACUAUAUAGACUUGGAGUGGGAAACUUUUGAUACAAAAACUACAGUGUAUUAGUUUGACCUGAUAUCACCUGAAUAUUCAUUUUUAGAGGGAAUGAGUAAACCAUCUCACAAUAGUAAUCUCUCAGAGUUAAGACUCAAAUACUCCAGCCAAACAUUCAAGCAGUACUUUUGCAUAAGUCUAAAUUGUAUGUAAUAUUUAGAACAGAUCAAAGAUCUCUGAGGUGAGGUGAAGGAAAUAUUGAAUAUUUCUAGGAUUUAAAAAAAUUAUGUUAUAACAUGUCAUUUUGGAAAUAUAUGAAUUAUGAAAAUAGAAGGGAUCAUGUGCAAAAAGAUGUCAAUUUGUCAAAGGUGAAAAUUGCAAAAUAAACUUUUGAAAAAUUAUAAUAAAUGUAGAUAGUUAAUUUGAAUGAUAUUGUGUUAUUCUGAUUUACAUAUGAAAAUGAAGAUACUGUGAAUUAUUUGAUCAUAUUAUUGCUAUGUAAAAAUUGUUAUUUUGACUUAGUAUUGUAACCCUACAACGUUAAGUAAGUCAUGUUGAAUUAUAAUACUGUCCCAUUUUCUUUAAUUCAUGAAACAUUCUCAUUCAAGAAACAUCCACUCGAGGCAUCCAAUUUUUGAGGUGGGGGAAUAUGUAUGGGGGAACCCAUUUAGAGAAUAGAAAGAAUGAUUAAAUGAACUACUUAAUUAAGAUAGUGUAAGUUUGCAGUAUAAUAUUUGUUUAACUUGCCAUUGAACAUGUUUUUUUUGUGUGUAGACAAUGCAAAUGGAACUGAAGCGCCAUCUAAUGGUGAAAUUGUCAAUGUAUAAAUAGGA
Owenia fusiformis is the source of this 3333-nucleotide messenger RNA. NCBI's taxonomy places the organism in Eukaryota, Metazoa, Annelida, Polychaeta, Sabellida, Oweniidae. The record is from the annotation of a GenBank genome assembly.